Messenger RNA from Rhincodon typus (whale shark), 1303 nucleotides. RefSeq names its product cyclin-dependent kinase 7 (gene cdk7). The transcript is spliced from 12 exons. Gene Ontology annotation, biological process: protein phosphorylation; positive regulation of transcription by RNA polymerase II. Gene Ontology annotation, cellular component: transcription factor TFIIH holo complex; nucleus; transcription factor TFIIK complex. Gene Ontology annotation, molecular function: RNA polymerase II CTD heptapeptide repeat kinase activity; ATP binding; cyclin-dependent protein serine/threonine kinase activity. The record is from RefSeq and is a predicted model, not a curated record. Lineage: Eukaryota; Metazoa; Chordata; Chondrichthyes; Orectolobiformes; Rhincodontidae. The coding region runs from base 80 to 1117 and encodes 345 amino acids.
CCCGGUCACCACACCGCGGAAGUGAGGUAAGGCCGGCACCGGAAGUUAUGAUGCGAAGUUUCUGCCGUUUCUAUGAGAGAUGGCGGUGGAUGUCCGCUCCAGGGCCAAGCGUUACGAGAAGCUCGACUUCCUGGGCGAGGGGCAGUUUGCCACUGUUUAUAAGGCAAAAGACAAGAACACAGACAACAUUGUUGCAAUAAAGAAGAUUAAAGUUGGGCACAGAUCAGAAGCUAAAGAUGGUAUUAAUAGAACAGCCCUUCGAGAAAUCAAGUUGCUACAGGAACUCAGUCACCCAAAUAUUAUAGGACUUCUUGAUGCAUUUGGUCAUAAAUCCAACAUCAGUCUUGUUUUUGACUUUAUGGAGACCGAUUUAGAGGUAAUAAUAAAAGAUACCAGCCUCGUGCUGACUCCUGCUAACAUAAAAGCAUAUGUGUUAAUGACACUCCAGGGUCUAGAAUAUCUUCAUUUACACUGGAUUCUACAUAGGGAUAUGAAGCCCAACAACUUAUUAGUGGAUGAGAAUGGAAUUCUUAAACUUGCUGAUUUUGGUUUAGCCAAGUCAUUUGGAAGUCCCAAUAGAGUGUAUACUCAUCAGGUAGUAACAAGGUGGUACAGAUCACCAGAGUUGUUAUUUGGAGCCAGAAUGUAUGGAGUUGGAGUAGACAUGUGGGCAGUUGGUUGUAUAUUAGCUGAGCUACUACUUAGGACACCAUUUUUACCUGGGGACUCUGACCUAGAUCAGCUGACAAAAAUAUUUGAAGCUUUGGGCACUCCAACAGAAGAACAGUGGCCUGGAAUGACCAGCCUUCCGGACUAUAUCUCAUUUAAGAGUUUUCCUGGAACUCCACUCGAGCAUAUAUUUAGUGCUGCUGGGGAUGACCUACUGGAAUUGCUACAAGACCUGUUUACAUUUAAUCCCUGUGCAAGAAUAACAGCUACCCAGGCACUAAAGAAGAAGUAUUUUAGUAACCGCCCUGGACCAACAGCAGGGCCUCAACUUCCCCGACCCAACUGCUCAACGGAAGUCUUAAAAGAGCAAGAGGCUAAGGCAGGUUUCAAACGUAAACGAACUGAAAACAUGGAGCAAGGUGGCCUGGCUAAGAGAUUAAUUUUCUGACCCUUGUCGACUGCUGCUAAUACUGGACAGAAACGGAAGCAUCAUAUAUAAUAAAAAUAUUCCAGUUACUUAUUGUAACACAAAGACUUAGCUGCUGUGUACAAAGUGGAGCUGCGUUCAAGAGUCCUGAUGGUGUACUUGAGUAAUAAUGUCUCAUUAAUUUUUCAAUAAAAGUUUAAAAAAGGA